AUGAAAUUCUUCUUCGCCAUUUCGCUGCUACUCGCUAUUAUCUACUGCAUAAGCGCUAUAAGCUCUGAACAUGGUAAAGGCGCUCAGAUGAGCCUUGGUCACGCUGAGUCCAGCAAUUCUGAUGUAGGCCAAGGAUCGCGUAGAGAAGACCGUGGCGUGCUUUCAGGCGCUGCAAAGGGCGCUACUGCUGGAGCUGUGAUCGGUGCAAUUGCUGGCAAAUAA
This is a messenger RNA of Strongylus vulgaris, 222 nucleotides long. NCBI's taxonomy places the organism in Eukaryota, Metazoa, Nematoda, Chromadorea, Rhabditida, Strongylidae. The record is from the annotation of a GenBank genome assembly.